CGGCUCUCACUGUAUUGUGGGUAAAGAACUAUUUCAAGAUGUCGUUGCCCUCACUGUCUAGGGUGCUGUCAGUGGGGAGACAUUUGUGGAAUGGGUUGAGGUUACAAGGGGCAUUGGAUGAUUCAGGGAAGAUUGUAGGUAUAUUGCCGAGAUCAAGCUCACAGUCCGUACAUCAAUGUUCAUCUUUCCAUUCUUCUGCUGUAAGCAAUGGGCUUGAAGAAUUCUUUGAUGACCCCAAGAACUGGGGAGAGAAGACAGUGAAGUCUGGUGAUGCAUGGACAGAAGAACAGCUCAGAGGCAAAAGCAAUGAAGAUUUGCAUAAACUUUGGUAUGUCUUACUUAAAGAGAAAAACAUGCUCUUAACGUUAGAACAGGAAUCUAAAAGACAGAGAUUGGCUAUGCCAAGUCCAGAGCGUCUGACUAAGGUGGAGGACACUAUGAAGAGGAUUGAUACUGUUGUUACUGAAAGAGAAGAUUCACUCAGGCUUCUACAGACUGGUCAAGAAAAUGCAAGGCCAGGAGACUGGAGGAGGAACUGUUUCGGGGAAACAUUCUGGCACACAUGCAAGGAAUGGCCAAUGCCUUGGUAUAUGAACACAGGAUAUAAGAAAAAGAAGUUCUUUGCAUUGCCAUAUGUAGACCAUUACAUUAGGUUAAGGAUAGAGAAGCAUUUGCGCAUGAAAGCAAGAAAGAAGACUGAGGAAAAACAUAAAAUGCAAGACUUACAAAAGAGGUUUCCAUCUAUGGCUAAAACAGCUUAAAGCAAAACCCCUGUACAGUAUUGUGCUCAAGAUUUUCAUUUACUGAAUAUACAAUAAAAUAUUCUUUGUUUAUCA
This is a messenger RNA of Bombina bombina (fire-bellied toad), 836 nucleotides long. It is a transcript of the gene MRPL47, whose product is annotated as mitochondrial ribosomal protein L47. Lineage: Eukaryota; Metazoa; Chordata; Amphibia; Anura; Bombinatoridae. Gene Ontology annotation, molecular function: structural constituent of ribosome. The record is from RefSeq and is a predicted model, not a curated record. The transcript is spliced from 7 exons. Gene Ontology annotation, biological process: mitochondrial translation. The coding region runs from base 39 to 761 and encodes 240 amino acids. Gene Ontology annotation, cellular component: mitochondrial ribosome; mitochondrial large ribosomal subunit.